UCAAAAUAUGGAAAUUAAUAGUAUCGUUGUUGAUUGACAUCAGUAUUUUAUAAUUCAGUCGGUAUUAAAUUGCUAUUUAUUACGUUAUGAAAUUAAAUAUGCAACAUUAAGCAAAUCUAAUGAAUGCAAUUUAAUCCAAGUAUAAUGAAUGAUGCUUAUCUUUCAACAAGAUUUUUUCUAUUAAUUUCUUCCAUUUUUUCCAGUAUUUAAUAAACGCAUAAUCAAAAUAUCAAAUACAAAUUAAACAAAAUAGUACCAACAUAUAAAUGCUUAUAAUAAGAGAUAUUAAUACAAAAAACAUGCCAAGCACGGUGUAAAAUGGAGGAAUAUAUUUUUGUCCUUGUUGUGGAAUGUCAACCGAAUGAAAAACCGGCAGACGAGAGCGCUACAGGUGUUUUACUAGGGGUGGAUGCGUCGUUCGAAAAAACCUGUUUUAGACCGUCUGCAAGGCGCCCUCGCUGCUAUAUUUCACUCAGAUUUAAUGAUACUACAUGUAAACAAUUUAGUUUUUAUCAAACAUUUUAUUUUGUAACGACUUAAAAAUAUGUAUAAGAAGUAUUCUUUUCUGAAAUAUUUGAAGGUCAUAUGAACCACCCCGUAUAGGUUCAUUGUAUCUCAAUGCUAUUCAAUAUUUGUUACUCCCACCACCUUUCCCUUCCAAAUAAUAACCCUGAACCGCAGGGUGCAUACUCGUAUGUUCUCAGUCUUCAGCCAACAACUGUGUAGACGUGUAGUGUGUACAAGGUUUCUAUCAGGUUUAUAUACAUUUCUUCUUUUAUUUUUAAAACUGUGUGCGUAAUUUUUUUAAAAUGACCAAGUUUCAAUGUGGAUUUUGUGGAAAAAAUUAUCAACGUAAAUCAUCUUUGAUUACACAUUUGUUAAUCCAUAAUCCUGAAGUAACAAUAAUGUGCGGAAUAUGCUCAAAUAAUUAUGCUCAUGUGUGGUAUCUCGUUAGACACAUCGAAUCAAAACACGGCUAUGCUAAUGGAACUGAAGAAUUUAAAAAAGCCAUGUUGGUAGACAUGGAUGCAUUAAUAGAACAACGUAAAUCGGGUAGUAAGCCAGUGGAGCCGAAAUUGGUUGCCGCCAAUGAAGCAAUCACACCACAGACGCCGGGUCCAUCCUGCAGUGGAUUCAAAGCCGACCUCAAUAAGAAGACCAGUGCAGACUCUCAAUCAUCAGGGCUUGAGCAACAAAAUAUGCGUGUAAAGGUAUCAUCUAACUUCGCAGUUGAUGAAGAUAUCUCGCCCGAAGAAAGUCAUUCGGAUAGUAUGUCCAGUCAAGAAAAUAUCUCUGAAAGGAAUGUUACAAAUACAAACUCGGAAUCAUCAAAUGACGAAGACAACUCCGAAAACGGCGAUGAUCACAACGACAACAGCCGAGAAGAAAGCGACAGCGACAGUGCCACCGACGACGACGACGGCGACGACGACGACGAUGACGACGACGACGACGAUGACGACGAAGACGACGACGACGACGACGACGACGGCGACGGCGACGCCGACGGCGAUAGUAGCGACAGUGGCGUUAAGAGCGGUGACACUGUGUUUAAUAGUUGCACCUACAGUAGGGGUGCUGAUAACAGUGAAAGCAUUCGUAUUGAUGACGGCGAAUUUAUAAUCGUCUUCCCUAACAUUAAUGAAAUAAGUGAUCAGCCGCGUGUGAUACACAAAAUAUGCAAGAGAUGCGGUCGUGUGAUGGAGAUAUAUGUUAACCAAAAUUAUGAUAUAUGUAUCUUCUGCCACCCACAAACGCCAUCGGAGGAGUAAUUUAAGAGUUUGAAUAUUAUCACUUAUUAUUAUACAACCAUUGUAUAUAUAUUUUUUUUUAAUUUUUAAUUUUUAAUUUAUACAAACA
Messenger RNA from Myzus persicae (green peach aphid), 1860 nucleotides. Its product is annotated as acidic repeat-containing protein-like. NCBI's taxonomy places the organism in Eukaryota, Metazoa, Arthropoda, Insecta, Hemiptera, Aphididae. Bases 810 to 1772 code for a protein of 320 amino acids. The record is from RefSeq and is a predicted model, not a curated record. The transcript is spliced from 5 exons.